UAACAAUAAUAUUGUUGAUGGUGCGAUACGCAUAAUCUAACAUGACAACGACGAUGAUGGUGACGCCGAUUGCAACGGUGUUUGUUCUAGUGCUGGCGCAGCACGGUUGGACCGAAUCAUUUCGAGGUCAUCACGGAGUUUCGUUCCCUUUCAGAAUGGGAUGUUAUCACCUCGAUGUACUACCAAGGAAACCAACAGCCCUCUUUUCAAAACAACAUCACAAUCACUUUCAGCAGCAAUUUCCAAUUCCGGCCAUGCCGUCGGAUAAUUUCAGAAAGAUGGCACAGUCUCAACUGGAACUUCUUGCUAGUUCUCUUUCUCGCGCCGAUGAUCCUUCGAUUAGCAAAGUCCAGUCAAUGAUUCUCUAUCUUCCACAAGAAAAUUCUUUCACUGGACAACUAGAAUUCACUCCUGCUAUCUUAUACCCGGAUCCAAGCACCGAACGAGUCUUCAUCGCCUCGGAUGCUGCAUCAGGGCAAGCUCCGACGUUACCGAAAUCUCUGUCGAAGUUGCCGGGCUUUUCUUCUGCCCCAGAUUUACUACCUGGAUACCCCAUGCUUGCAGGUGGUAACGAUCCUGGGGUAGGUACUGUUGAAGAAGUAUUAUGUGAUAUUCGAUUGAAGACGUCGGCCCUUUCGAUUCCACUUUUAUCUGGUUCAGAAACCGUUGGCGUACUUUUGGUAUCGCCAACGGUAACACUCGAUAACAAGAGCAGUGUCGAAAACGGCACAUCUUGGACAAAACGAGAGAGAGAGCAAGUUUCCCUGGCUGCACAGAGUUUGUCCAUGGCUCUGAGAAUGGACAACGAGCGUAAUCUCCUUCGGGAACAAAAUAGUGUUUUUCGGGAGAAUCUUUCCGAUAGUUUGCAUCAAAUGAAGAAUCCUAUACAGGCCCUGAGAACUUAUGGCAAAAUUCUGCAACGACAGGUUGCUGAUACAACAAGCGACGGUAGUGGUACACCUGAACUCUUGGAGUUAGCCGAGAGACUCAUGGUUCAGAGUGAUCGGGUGGUCGAUAUGUUGGGUCCAAUGGAUUCAUUGGUUGAAACGUUGGAUCAGCCAAACUCUGUUGUGAUGCUUCCCCCUGCAAUAAGUAACAAUACUGAGAAUGUGCAGUCGAUGGUACUUUGGAAUGACCAUCCUUCGAACAAUAGCGCCAUGGUCCCAAGGUCCAAUCCAGAAGCAACUAUCGACGAGAAUGACCCUCAACCUCUAGCUCCAGAGAAGAUUACCAUCGAAAACCGAAAAGAAACCGAAAUAGAUGGCUUGCAGGCAACCGUAAUUGGGGAUUUCGAAACCGAAAUGGUGUUUAUUACUGAUGUUCUUGAAAGCGUCUUCGACACUUUCGAAGCGAUUGCAUCCGAAAAUGAUAUUAAGUUUGAGGUCUCAAUUGAAGACAUAGACGAUCUACCCGGUGUAUUCGUAGCUCCCAAGAGUUUUCAGGAAGCUACAAGCAAUGUCUUGGAUAAUGCUUUCAAGUAUGUUGUUCUACCGAAGGAUGACGCACUGUUUACAAGAAAUCCCAAUCCUGAAGUUCGAGUUCGAAUAUAUCCCAAUGAUCACGUCGAAAGGCCCGGCGUAACAGUUCUUGUGGAAGACAAUGGGCCAGGAAUAGCAGAAGACGAUCUCGACCUCAUUUUUGAACGGGGAUUUCGCAGUGACAAAACGUCAUCGGACGUUGGGGGAAGAGGAAUAGGGUUGGGAUUGGCAAGAGCUCUUAUGAAACGAAUGGGAGGAUAUCUUGGUCCAGCAAGCGAUGACGACAUGUCGCAUUUUACAGAUAUUCUCGAUGGUGCAAAGAUGAAAUUAGAGGUCAGCCGGAAGCCGUAUGCAUCGCAUCGAUAACAUGUGAGUCCCCGCAGUGAUAGACUUAGAUAUUAGAAUGAUAAAACAUGAACACUAUUACCAAAACGAAAUUUUCAUAAAGCUGGAAACAUUUAGAAUAAUUCCAACGCAUGGAAACCUUGUCGGACAAGGCGACGGUCGUUAUCUAUGAGCAACACUCAGAAGCGCGUCUGCCACAACCUCUGCGGGAUCGAUGAAUUUCAUCGGCAGGUCGGUGAUAUGUUUUGCGUUGAUUAGCGGGAGCUCGGUACACGCGAGGACACAAACCUUCACACUUUGCGAAGCAACGUCUCUCAGCAAGCCUUCGUAUUCCGUAAGUGCAUCUCCGCUCGUGUGUGCCGUUCCUUCUUGUUUAACUUUCCAGAUGACUCGCUGCAGAAUUGAAGUGCACGAUGAUGGUGGCCUGUAGAAAUAGUCUUUGCCCACCUCUUCCACAAGCCGACGAUAGGAUGAAUUACCGUCGAGAUCCAUGGUUACGGGUCCGCCAAGGAUCGAAAUUUUCGCGCUCUCGUCGCCAUUCAGCUCAUCCUUGCAGGCUUUGAUCGUUGAGGAUAUAAUCGACACAAACAUGGAUGGAUUCCGUCCCAAAGCUGCGACUGUUUCCCGGAUCUGUGCCUCGAACAUGUGCAGCGUGUUGCAUGCAACACAGAAGACGUCCACCAGCGGCACGAUCUUCCGUAUUGUGUCCAGAAGUGCCGUCCGAGAUUGUUCGUAGGUCCCAUCAGGAUUUCUAGGGUCGACAUCGAUCGCCGUGCGUGGUCCUCCCAGUUCCGAAACACUUAUCAAAAGUAUGUUCGGAGCAUCCCGGUCGGAUUUGUACGUUUCCCCCAUCUUUUUUCUAUUCAUUGAGACGACCUUGCCGAACAAGUCCGCCCCGGCUUCAGGUCCCGAUCCACCUAUAAUCCCUAUCA
Molecule: messenger RNA, 2755 nt
Organism: Pseudo-nitzschia multistriata
Lineage: Eukaryota; Bacillariophyta; Bacillariophyceae; Bacillariales; Bacillariaceae
Source: the annotation of a GenBank genome assembly